Messenger RNA from Annulohypoxylon truncatum, 915 nucleotides. RefSeq lists its product as uncharacterized. Gene Ontology annotation, biological process: chromatin remodeling. The record is from RefSeq and is a predicted model, not a curated record. The coding region runs from base 157 to 771 and encodes 204 amino acids. Lineage: Eukaryota; Fungi; Ascomycota; Sordariomycetes; Xylariales; Hypoxylaceae. The transcript has a single exon. Gene Ontology annotation, cellular component: Ino80 complex.
AGUUAGUAGUUUGAUGUAGCUAGGGCGUCAUUGAUCAUUAGAUUAUCUAAAACCCCCAUAGCAACAACGUCAACUUGGAACACAUUUCUCUUACAAACAGAUCUACAACGCGAAAAAGCUUCGUCACAAACCAACCUUUCCCUUCAACCGCCCAAAAUGGCUGCUCCGACCGAAGCCCAGAUUGCGCACCAGGAGCUCAUAGACAAGCUCGACAUUCACUCCAUCCACAAGAGCUUCCGAAACCCUCACUGGCGUCCCAACCAGCGACGCAACAAGAAUAUCAAAACCAUCCUCGGCGACGCCUCUCGCAAAGAGGCCACUUCCAUCGUCGCCACUCCUCAGGACAACAGCGGCGCUGUUACCCCCACACCUGCUGACGACGGGCUCUCGACUAGUGGUUCUUCGACGCCCGCGCAGCAGCCGGCUGGUGGUGCAAACAGCAACUCGAACUUGCAGCCGAAUCUUGCCCAAGCUUCACGUAGUUUGUCGAAGCUGGUGCUGGAGAAGAGCUUGCGACCGGGUGGAACUGCUGGAAGCGGAGGAGCAACGGUCUCAGCGCCUAGCGCGACGUACACGAACAUCGAAUCGGCGCCUUCACUUGCGCACACGAAGCGGUAUUGCGACGUUACCGGUCUCCCUGCCCCAUACUUGGAUCCCAAGAGUCGGCUACGAUAUCAUAGUAGGGAGGUGUUUGGCUUCAUCCGCACGCUACCACAGGGUGUGGCCGAGCAAUAUCUAGAGGCUAGAGGUGCACACACGGUCUUGAAAUGAAUGGAAUUAGACGGUUCGGGAUUUAUACCAGCGGUUUUAUCAAGCAUUACGAUGCUAUUCAAUUCUGCCCUGUCAUGUCUACCUCGAUCAUAGGACUUACAAGGACGAAUACCAUGUAUGAGGCUCUUUAAUAUUUGGGGAGAC